This is a messenger RNA of Phalaenopsis equestris, 1702 nucleotides long. Its product is annotated as ethylene-responsive transcription factor ERF118-like. Gene Ontology annotation, biological process: regulation of DNA-templated transcription. The record is from RefSeq and is a predicted model, not a curated record. Gene Ontology annotation, molecular function: DNA binding; DNA-binding transcription factor activity. Lineage: Eukaryota; Viridiplantae; Streptophyta; Magnoliopsida; Asparagales; Orchidaceae. Bases 624 to 1460 code for a protein of 278 amino acids. The transcript is spliced from 2 exons.
AGGAGAAAUAUCCGGGGAAUACAGAAAGGACGAGAAAGCAGAACCAUCGGCUUCUCAUCUGCUGUCGUGCGUUGUUGGCUUUAAAACCCUCAUCUCUUCUCUCUCUAGGGUUUUAGCCGGGGUGGAAGACGGGCGGAGCGGCGACCGGAGAAGAGCCGGAGUUCUAGGGUUUCCGAUUGGGGAUAGCUUUGGAUUUAUGUCGGUCGAGCUUGUUCGCCUCUUUGCCGGUGAAGAAGACAGCAGCGUUAAGAAGCUCAAGAUCCGAUCAUCGUCUUCUUCUCUGUUGCGACCUAGCUGCUUUGUUCUGAUCGGCUGGAGGCCGAUCCUCUGUCUCUUUUUCUUUAUGCAACGGAGGCUGGCGGGCACGAAGAACGUAUCCAUGAGCUUGCCUUUUUCCAGGCCUGGAUUUGGAGUGAAGUAUUUUGGGUUUUUACAUAUAGAUCCGACCAUCUUCCUCUUCCUCUUUCCGGGGGCUACCCUAAGCUGACACCUCAGAUCUGGGCUGAAAUCACGAGAUCGGGCUAUCAACGCUGCUCGAGAACGUCAGUUUUGUUCUUCAGUUUUUUUUUGUUCUUCUUCUAUCAUUCUGCUGCGUUGCUGUAAUUUCUGCCGAGUAAUUAAAGAUGCCGGAGCCUCAGAGGCAACUCCUGAGCCUUAACACGAUUCGAGGAAAGAAAAACAAGGAAUCCUCCAUCGUCGCCCUCCAGAAAUUCGAAACGAAGCCCAUAAGAACGAUCCGCGUCCUGUUAAACGAUCCCGACGCCACCGAUUCUUCUGGCGGCGACGACGACGACGAUAUAUUCCCUGAUCAUCACCUCAAAAAGCGCACUGUCCAUGAGAUCUCCCUCCUUCCUAUCCGUCUCAACCCCAUAUCCUCUUCCUCUUCCGCUUCCAUCCCCGUCUGUAAUCCCGAAACCCGCAAAAAACCCAAACCCUUGAAACUACGGCGACUCACUCCCUCCACCUCCUCCCCUCAUCUCAGAGGCGUUCGUCAGCGGCGAUGGGGAAAAUGGGCCGCAGAAAUCCGCGACCCUAUUCGCAGAGUUCGUAAAUGGCUCGGCACUUAUAAUAGCGCUGAAGAAGCUGCCAAAGCUUACAGAGAAGCAUUCACGCGCAUCCAGGCCGAGAAGCUUGGCCUCAAGCUCUCGUCCACCACGCCGCCGUGUUCCUCCUCUUCCUCCUACAUCUCAGAACGUACUCUAUCCCUCGCUUCUCCUUCCUCCGUUCUCGACGUCUCCGUUCAACAGACUCUGGCGACGGCGAAGCCUUCAGAACUUCUCCCUGCUCCGCAGGUGGAUCGUUUUGAAGACAUGGAGCUGACGGAUUUGGACCUCUGUUUCACAGGCGCUGACUCCGACGAGUUUCUCGUCGGAAAUCUCGGCGACGAUUUCGUCGGACUUGAUGACCUUCCGCUUUGGGCACCGCAAUUCGACGGCGGCGAUUUGGCUUUUCUUGACUGAGAGUGGAAAUUUUGCAGAUUAGUCCCUAUUUUUCGCAUUUAUAUUUACAUGAAUUUGUGAGAGUAUAAAUAGUAAAAUUAUAUUUUGUGUGUAAUUUAUUUAAGUAGUGAGUUGUCAUCUUUGCGGGGUAAAAUUUGAUGUUUUGAGCUUAUUUUGGGAGGAGUUUCCAUGGGUUUUGUUGACCAGGUCUUAUUAAUUGUAAUAAGAGCUGCCCAUUGGGGAUUUUUCUGUAAUUCUCCCAA